Molecule: messenger RNA, 1617 nt
Organism: Dinoponera quadriceps
Lineage: Eukaryota; Metazoa; Arthropoda; Insecta; Hymenoptera; Formicidae
Product: traB domain-containing protein
Exons: 8
Coding region: 253-1572 (439 amino acids)
Source: RefSeq, a predicted model, not a curated record
UCGGAUUGUCAUUUCACUAGACGUUUCUUAACAAUUUCGAUACCGACUAAUAUCGCGAACUUAGUACGGAAUGCUACCGAUAAGCGCUUAUCAUGAGCGCUUUUGGUAAAAAGUCCUCUUUGACACACGAAUCUAGUGUGCUCGUUCAGAACCGCGGUUAUUAUAGUAAUGCGAUGAUUUGACGUGUGUCUCGAUGAGCAUUCUUCCAUACGCUAGCUUUUCCCUUCAAAUUUUCGUUCGUUGUAUGAAAAAAUGGCAUCCCAAUCUAGUGAGGUUGACGAGAACACCAAUGACGACCAACAGCAAAAAAUAUUAUCUGCAGAAGACGAAAACUAUGACAUUGACGAGAGAGGUGACUAUAUUUUCUUUGGGCCAGCUCACAGGGUCCGAACUAAUUCAGAGCCAAAAGCAGGUUCUGGAUCAAUAACAGAAUGUGCUUGUACGUUAACAAAAGAUAAUUAUACCAAGGAAAGCAUAGAAUCUUUUGACAAGGAAAUUGUUACUGAAAUAGAAAAUGAAUUUCGUGUGGACUUUGGUAUCCAGGAUAAAGAAUCUCAAAUUAAUGAUGAGGUGAGUGAGAUACCAGGAAUAAAGGAAUAUGACCCUACUAUUGAUGAGAGGUUACCAGAAACUGUGACAUUAUUAACUACACCGGACGGAGGGAAAUUAUACCUAAUAGGAACAGCGCAUUUCAGCGUUGAAAGUCAAAAUGACGUGUCGAAGAUUAUACAAGCUGUACAACCUCACAUAAUUGUAGUCGAGUUGUGCAAAGCUAGAGUUGGUAUAUUGCAACUUGACGAAGAAGCCAUGUUUCGUUAUGCUAAGGACAUUAGUUAUCAAUGCAUUAUGGAUAUUCUUAAAAAGGAAGGUCUUUAUAACGGUUUACUGCACAUCUUAUUGCUAAGAAUGGCAGCUCAUGUCGCUAAAGAACUAGGAAUGCCACCUGGUGGUGAGUUUCGAAGGGCGUUCGAGGAGGCGAAGAAAAUACCAAACUGUAUGAUUCACAUGGCCGAUCGGCCUAUCAACAUAACAAUGCAACGUGCACUACGAGCGUUAUCAUGGUGGCAGACUAUAAAACUAGGCUGGCACUUAGCAUUUAUGAAGAGGCCGAUUACCCAGGAAGACGUCGAGUUCUGUAAACAACGAUCGAUGCUGGACGAAAUGAUCGCUAGCAUGAAAGGGGAAUUUCCCGUACUGGGAGAAGUGUUCAUCAAGGAGAGAGACAUUUACUUAACGUACUCGCUGCAAAUAGCUUGUAUGCCUCAAUUUACAUCCCACGGUAUCAAACCAAUGCGAGUUGUUGGAAUUGUCGGUUUGGGACACACACCGGGUAUUAUCGAGAAUUGGGGCAAAGUUCAGCCUACCGAUAUAUCACCUAUCCUAAAAGUACCGCCGCCGUCGAUGUCGAGUAAGAUCCUGAAGCUGACGGUAAAAGCGUCCGUGCUCGGCGCUGCGAUUUACAUCAGUUACAAGGUCAUAGCGGUGCCCGCUGCUCUCACGUUCCAAUCUAUCAAGUCAUCGGUCGAGGGACUUCUGAAGGCAAUCUCGGACCUCCUUGGCUUUCUUUGUUGAUAUACGUCGAUUGCGGUAAGCAUGGAAGCGACCGCUUCCAACGAC